AUGUCUUCCGCAUGGCAGGCAAUACACGUACUGUAUCUGGAUCUUGCCUUUUAUGCCGGUCUCUGCAUGCGCAGCUCUCCCACUUACGCCACGUUUUGCGAUUUCACUUUCGCUCCGCAUGGCCAAGAGACACUACCGGGCCUGGACUCCCGGCGAGGAACAGGACUAUCCAUCAUGGGUAGCGCGCCAUCUCCAUCUAACCUGGCCGGAGAGGGCUCGGAAAUAUUCGAUCGAGCGCAAACCCAGAACGAAAGAAUCUCUGCGGACCAAAUACCGGCUUCUGGAGAAAGACAUACGACGGCACCGCCGCCCGAUGUGCAAGAAGCUAUCGCGGCUCAGGCGUCGGACCCCCAGGAGACAGGGCCGUGGCCGACGCAAAACUCGCCCUCUAAGGAUGCGGAUGAUGAGGCCACCGACCUCUACAUGCGUCGCCCGUCCGCAGAACCACAGUCAGACCGCACGGUCGACUCAGGGUCCGAUAUUGACCGUCCAGUCCCCAACUAA
Aspergillus welwitschiae is the source of this 504-nucleotide messenger RNA. RefSeq lists its product as uncharacterized. Bases 1 to 504 code for a protein of 167 amino acids. Lineage: Eukaryota; Fungi; Ascomycota; Eurotiomycetes; Eurotiales; Aspergillaceae. The transcript has 2 exons. The record is from RefSeq and is a predicted model, not a curated record.